Schizophyllum commune H4-8 is the source of this 510-nucleotide messenger RNA. RefSeq lists its product as uncharacterized. The transcript is spliced from 3 exons. The record is from RefSeq and is a predicted model, not a curated record. The coding region runs from base 1 to 510 and encodes 169 amino acids. NCBI's taxonomy places the organism in Eukaryota, Fungi, Basidiomycota, Agaricomycetes, Agaricales, Schizophyllaceae.
AUGUCCGGAGGACCCUCACGUGACGAGCUCAAGUCUCUCUUCGCCGCCGCCGACCAAGCAGUAAAGGCAUCAGCGGCGACGGCGUCAGGGCAGGCGUCGAAGAGCGCCUCCCGGAGCCGUCAACCUAGAAAGCCGACCCCUCCAAAGACGCUCCCCCGAGACGAACUGCCUCCAUUAUCGAUCAAACUUGCAGAGAACACCUACACGCCGUUCUACAGGCUUGGUUGGAUCUACACGCUGCGCGAGUUCGUUGAGCGCGUCAUGAAGGACCCCGAUGCAGCUCGGACGACCUCAUUUGAGAACAAUGUGAAGAAGCCAUUCCUAGCAAAGUACCCCCGACUUCCGCUGCCCUCGUUCAAUCUCAUUGGCACCACCGAUACUGUCAUCGUCUACAUCGCGAGCAAUGUCAACGAGUACAGCCUCAGCAAAGCUCGGUCUCAGGAAUUGGUGGAUGCGGCGAAAGACAUUCUCCAGCAGGACGAAGACCCGAAGUGGCACAGUUACGGCUGA